CCUGCAUAACCAGACCUUCCGUGAGAAAUCUGGAACUUCCAUUAAUUCUGGGUGGCGUCGCAAAAGCAAUCGGAUAAGCUUUCCUGGCACCUCAAUCUCAAUCCCAGCAGCAACCGCUGCAGCUACAAAUCAGCACGAACUAUAUGUUUAUGUCCCACACCCGCCGGUGGCUCUCACAUCCACUCAUCAUACAACAACUUGAACUAUACCAAGUCAACUUAAUCUAAUCAACUCCAACUCGGAAUUUGAAUCAAGCAAGAUGGACUCCAUUCCAUCCUCCUCCUCAUCCCCAUGCCCCUUCUGCACCAUCGCCCACACAUACCCGCCUCUCCCCCCGACAACGUUCCUCCGCCAACACCACCAAGACCCAAAUCCCAAGAAUGUCUCCAACCCAGCGAUGCUUACGGCCCACCUCAUCCUGUCGACCCCAUCCCUCCUCGCCUUCCUGGACAUCAUGCCUCUCACGAGGGGCCAUCUCCUCCUUGUCACGCGGGAGCACUAUGAGAAACUGGGCGAUGUCGGGGUAGGCGUUAGUCGCGAGAUCGGCCAAUGGCUCCCCAUCCUCUCGCGGGUAGUGAUGCGGACGCUUUUCGGGGCGGACGCAGCAGCAGCGGACUGGCAUUGGAAUGUGGUGCAGAAUAAUGGCGUCCGAGCAGGGCAGCAGGUUCCGCAUGUGCAUUUUCAUGUGAUUCCGCGACCGGAUUUGGGCAGUGCGUCGGGUGCUGGUGCUGCGCGGCCGAGUUUUGUGAUGUUUGGGCGCGGGCAGAGGGAGGAGUUGGAUGAGGAGGAGGGGGAGGCGUUGGCGCGCGGGCUGAGGGAGGAGUUGGCGAGGGAGAUUGUUAAGGUCAUGAAGGUGGAGGGGGUAGAUUUGGAGGUGGGGUUGGGGGUUGGGGGCAGGGGGAGGCUUUAG
Molecule: messenger RNA, 910 nt
Organism: Aspergillus fijiensis CBS 313.89
Lineage: Eukaryota; Fungi; Ascomycota; Eurotiomycetes; Eurotiales; Aspergillaceae
Product: HIT-like protein
Exons: 4
Coding region: 260-910 (216 amino acids)
Biological process (GO): nucleotide metabolic process
Molecular function (GO): catalytic activity
Source: RefSeq, a predicted model, not a curated record